CUUUGCAAAUUUUGCAUACCUAAACAUGUGAAAGAAAAGAAAAUUGAAUGUUCAUUCAUAAUACCUAAUUAUCAAAUAUUUUCAUUUCAUAAGGUGCCACACUUAGCACAACACUUAGCAAACUUUUUGUUAAAAUCACAUUUUCAACAAUCAAAACGAGUUUUGAUUUGAGGCAGCGCUGUGCUACUGGCGAAGAAUCAUGGCGGCGUUCAUCAGGGGUGCCCGGGUGGCAAUUUUGCCCAAAAAUGUGUUUUCGGCCACUACUGUUCGAACAGUUUCUGUUGCCUCAGUUCUAAGAUGUGGCGAUUUGCUAUCCCGGGUACCAAACAGCUCUUCUUGUCUCCUUAGGCAACAUAGAAGGGCGGAGCUGCAGACGCGGUUCUACUCGGCCAAGGACCCGCUGACCCUGGAUAUCAUCCGGGACCGGGUGCUGCUCGUGCUCAAACUCUACGACAAGAUCAACCCGGAGAAGCUCACGGUCGACUCACACUUUAUCAACGACCUGGGGCUGGACUCUCUGGACCACGUCGAGGUUAUCAUGUCCAUGGAGGACGAGUUCGGGUUCGAGAUUCCCGACAUGGACGCCGAGAAGCUGAUGCGGCCGGCCGACAUUGUCCGGUACGUGGCCGACCGCGAGGACGUGUACGAGUAGCCCCGCCCCCCGCCCCCCGCCCCCUCCGCGCCGCCCGGCACAGGGGACGCCGCCGGCGGCACGGCGCGCCGCCGGCAUAUUGAUUAUGAAUUGUUUCUUAGUGACCUACCUAUUGUAUGAUUGGGUGUGAAAUAAAACGACUCCGAUGUG
Messenger RNA from Amphibalanus amphitrite, 802 nucleotides. Its product is annotated as acyl carrier protein, mitochondrial-like. The record is from RefSeq and is a predicted model, not a curated record. Gene Ontology annotation, molecular function: acyl binding; acyl carrier activity. Lineage: Eukaryota; Metazoa; Arthropoda; Thecostraca; Balanomorpha; Balanidae. The coding region runs from base 200 to 652 and encodes 150 amino acids. Gene Ontology annotation, cellular component: mitochondrion. The transcript is spliced from 4 exons. Gene Ontology annotation, biological process: fatty acid biosynthetic process.